UGCAUUGUGCUUUAUCUUCCUGUGCCAUUUUACACCCGUGUUUAAGUUUCAACUUUAACUCAUUAGAAAUAAUCAGUAUCCAAAACCAAGUGAUUUAUGUAUGUGUAUGUUAUGUGGGAAUUUACGUGAUGUUGUUGAGAAAACUCAAGCUGUUUAGUAACCUUACAUUUUGAUCGGGUGUUAAAGUGAAGCGAGAAGAAAAGUUAUUGACUUCCUCAAUAAAUGUAUCUGUGCAGCUUCGUGAAGACUGAAUGAAUCAUGGAGGACACACAAGCAUUGAGAGAUGGAGAUGUUUCUCCAGGAGGCGGUAAAUUUCAGGGGGACAGAUCAAACUCAUCAGAGCCCAGCUGUGUGUCCAUGAAGAGUAAUCGGUCUAUGGAUAAACCAGUAAAAUUUGAGGGAAGACACACAUCACCUGAUCUGAGUGAGCAGUUAGCCGACACUCAAGGAAUAUUAAGGAGAAAACAUAUGCCAUCUAAUCUGAGUCAUGACACUCAACUGUCAUUCAGCAGAUUCAAAUCAAAUCUGCUGAAGAAGUUUGAGCAUCUGUAUGAAGUAACAGUGACGCAGGGAAACCCAACUCUCCUGAAAAAGCUCUACACAGAGCUCUACAUCACAGAGAGUGAGAGUGGAGAGAUCAGUAGUGAGCAUGAGGUGAGACAGAUUGAGACACAGUCCAGGAGAGCAGCAACAGAGGACACAGCCAUCAAAUGCAAUGACAUCUUUAGACCUUUACCUGGACAAGACAAAGCCAUCAGAACUGUGCUGACAAAAGGAGUCGCUGGCAUUGGAAAAACAGUCUCUGUGCAGAAGUUGAUCCUGGACUGGGCUGAAGGGAAAGAGAAUCAGGACGUCCAGCUUAUAUUUCCACUUCCUUUCAGAGAAAUCAAUCUGAUGAAGCACAAAACACUCAGUCUUUCAGAUCUGCUUCAUGUCUUUUUCCCUGAAACAAAAGAAAUAGAAAUAUCUUGUGAUGAAUAUAAAGUGCUGUUCAUCUUUGAUGGUCUGGAUCAGUGUCGUCUGUCUUUGGACUUUAAGAGUAAAGUGAAACUGUGUAAUAUAUCUGAAUCAGUCUCAGUGGACGUGCUGCUGGUGAACCUCAUUGUGGGGAAUCUGCUUCCUUCUGCUCUCAUCUGGAUCACCUCCAGACCAGCUGCAGCUGAUCUUAUCCCCUCUGAGUGUGUCCAUCGAGUGACAGAAGUACGAGGCUUCAAUGAUCCAGAGAAGGAGAAAUACUUCAGAAAGAGAAUCCGUGAUCAGAGUCUGGCCAAUACAAUCAUCUCACACCUGAAGUCAUCAAGGAGCCUCUACAUCAUGUGCCACAUCCCAAUGUUCUGCUGGAUCUCAGCCGCUGUUCUGGAGAAGAUUUUGAGUCAAGCAGAGAGUGGAGAGAUUCCCAAAACUCUCACUCAAAUGUACACACACUUCCUGAUCCUUCAGACCAACAUCAAACAUCAGAAGGACUAUGACAAGACAGUCAAAGAUGAAGAUAUAAUUGUCAAACUGGGGAAACUGGCUUUUAAACAGCUUGUGAAAGGUACCAUAAUCUUCUAUGAGGAGGACCUGAGAGAGUGUGGCAUUGAUGAGACAGAAGCAGCAGUGUACUCAGGAUUGUGCACUCAGAUCUUCAGAGAAGAGUCAGGCUUGUAUCAGGGGGAAGUCUUCUGCUUUGUUCAUCUUAGCAUCCAGGAACAUCUAGCAGCCCUAUAUGCACAUGUCUCCUUUACAAAGAACUGUAUAAAUGUGUUUGACCAAACUGAUCAUAGUCUCUUCACCAAAGUUUUAAACCAGAAGAAAUAUGUUUCAUUAUCUGAGCUGCAUAAGAGAGCUGUAGAUGAAGCUUUACAAAGUAAAAAUGGACAUCUGGAUCUUUUCCUGCGUUUUCUUCUGGGUUUUUCAUUGGAGUUCAAUCAGACUCUCCUACGAGUACUACUGACACAGACAGGAAGCUGCUCCUACAACAAAGAGGAGACAGUCGAGUUAAUCAAACAGAAGAUCAGGGCGAAUUACUCUUCAGAGAGAUCCAUCAAUCUGUUCCACUGUCUGAAUGAACUUGGAGAUGAUUCACUGAUGCAAGAGAUCCAGGGUUAUCUGAGAUCUGGACAAAUAGCAGAAACCAAACUCUUCUCUUCACAGUGGUCAGCUCUGGUUUAUGUGCUGCUGACAUCAGAGCAGAAGAUUGAUGAAUUUAAUCUGGAACAGUUUACUGGAGCUCAAAAUACAGCAGAUGAAGUUCUUCAGAAGCUGCUGCCUGUGAUUAAAGAAUCCAGAUCAGUUCAGUUGAGUGAUUGUGGAGUCACAGAUGAAGGUUGUGCUGCUCUGGCUUCAGCUCUGAGAUCAAACCCUUCACACCUGAGAGAACUGCAUCUGUCUGGAAAUAAACUAGGAGUGUCAGGAGUGAAUCUGCUCUCUGAUGUACUGAAGGAUCCUCGCUGUAAACUGGAAACACUGUGGUUGAGUGAUUGUGAAGUCACAGAGGAAGGUUGUGGUGCUCUGGCUUCAGCUCUGAGAUCAAACCCCUCACAUCUGAGAGAACUGGAUCUGUCUGUAAAUAAAUUAGGAGCGUCACGAGUGAAUCUGCUCUCUGAUCUACUGAAGGAUCCUCGCUGUAAACUGGAAACACUGGGGUUGAGGGAUUGUGGAGUCGAAGAUGAAGGUUGUGCUGCUCUGGCAUCAGCUUUGAGAUCAAACCCCUCACACCUGAGAUAUCUGGAUUUGUCUGGAAAUAAUCUAAGAGCAUCAGGAGUGAAUCUGCUCUCUGAUCUACUGAAGGAUCCUCGCUGUAAACUGGAAACACUGUGGUAAGAUUUUAUAAAUCUGUCAGCAUCCUCCUAAAGUUUGCUCCUUUGUUAAUUAUGAACAAAAUGAAAACCAAAACUGUCAUAAAGAAAGUUUCCUGUCAGUUACUUGAAAAUAUUGCUGUUUUAAUAUUCAUUACAUUCUUUCCAAAGUUUUUGACACAAUUAUAAAAUACUUAUGAUAUUAUUGGUUGAGUGGAUGAUCUAAAAACAGCGGUUUUAUAUCAUACAGGUGAUUUUAAUGCACAUAAUAGUAUUUGGGGUAGCAGAAACACAGAUAAAAAUGAAGUAAUAGAAUAAUUGGUAGGAUGUCAAGGCAAAUUGAAUGUAUUACAAGUUUCUUUUCAAUAAACAGCAAUCAAUUUUCAUAAACAUCAUAGUGAAUGGACUGAUCUU
This is a messenger RNA of Carassius auratus (goldfish), 3194 nucleotides long. Its product is annotated as NLR family CARD domain-containing protein 3-like. Gene Ontology annotation, molecular function: protein binding. NCBI's taxonomy places the organism in Eukaryota, Metazoa, Chordata, Actinopteri, Cypriniformes, Cyprinidae. The coding region runs from base 259 to 2805 and encodes 848 amino acids. The transcript has 8 exons. The record is from RefSeq and is a predicted model, not a curated record.